Podarcis raffonei (Aeolian wall lizard) is the source of this 1796-nucleotide messenger RNA. It is a transcript of the gene LRR1, whose product is annotated as leucine rich repeat protein 1. The transcript is spliced from 4 exons. NCBI's taxonomy places the organism in Eukaryota, Metazoa, Chordata, Lepidosauria, Squamata, Lacertidae. Bases 80 to 1330 code for a protein of 416 amino acids. The record is from RefSeq and is a predicted model, not a curated record. Gene Ontology annotation, molecular function: protein binding.
GCGCGCAGGAGGCGGGAAAGGCGCUCGGUCGCCUUGGCGGUUUUUUGGCGGCGCCUGAGGCGGCGGCGGCGGGGCGGAGAUGCGGCUGCCGUGCGAGGUGUCGGUGGCGAGCCGCCUGCUCCCCUCGGCGGGGCUGCGAGGGCCGGGCCGCGCCGCCAGGGCUGUGGUGGCCCUCGGGAAGCCGCCCGGAGGAGGGGGAGUCUGGCUCCAGGUCAGCACCGCCCGACACCGCCCGGGGGCCAAGUACCAGCUGAGAGAGAACAUAGAACAGCUCUUUACUAAGUUCGUGGAGGAAGGAAAAGCCACCGUACGGCUGAAGGAGCCAGCCGUGGACAUCUGUCUCAGCAAGGCAAAUGUCGGCCAUCUGAAGACUUUCCUCUCUGCAAUGAAGCUGGCUGACCGAGGCACCAGCGAGGAAAGCUUACCGCUGUCCACCUUGGCCCCUCCGAAAGCUUCUGAAGUUGAGAAGCCAAAGACAAAGAUGACCAUAACAUCCAGGAAGAAUUACCCUUUCACCCAGAGCUUCCCAUACACUCUGGAGCAACUCCAGGCCUCUUACUGCAAAUUACCCCGCAUUGAUAUGCACAUACUUUGCCUGAAGAGCCUCCGGAAACUGGACUUGAGCCACAACCUUAUCAAGAAGCUGCCAGUCACAAUUGGGGAUCUCGUGUCCCUCCAGGAGCUCAGUCUACAGGGCAACCUCCUGGAGUCCUUUGGCGCGGCCCUCUGCAAUUCCACCCUCCGAAAGUCGCUCCAGUCUCUGGAUCUCAGCCAGAACAAAAUCAAAGCGCUUCCAGCCCAGUUCUGCCAAUUGCGGGAGCUCAUUCACUUGAAGUUGGAUGACAACGAUCUGAUCAGGCUGCCGUUCAAGAUUGGUCAACUGAGCCAGCUCCGCUUCUUGUCCGUGGCUCGGAACAAGCUCCCCUUUUUACCCAACAGCUUUGGAAAACUCUCCCUUGAGAGCCUGGAUUUAUUUGGCAAUCCUUUUGAGCAGCCCAAUCCCCUUGCUCCUGACAUACAGCUAAAAAUACCACUGACUUUGUGGGAACAUUCAGCUAGAGCAACGAUCAAUUACAGGCUCCCUUACAGCUGCCACGUCCUUCCUUCUCACCUCUGUCACGACCUGGACAUGUCAAAGAGCUGUCACUGUGGGCGGGCCUGCCUAAGCAGCUUCAUUCAGACGACCGUGACCAUGAAUCUCCACAGUGUGGCGCACACGGUUGUCCUUGUGGACAACAUGGGGAGCACAGAGGCCCCCCUCCUCCGCUACUUCUGCUCUCUGACUUGCUACUCUCAGUUCCUGGACAGACAUCUGCAAAGCAUCCGAUGACCUGAAACCGAAAACCACAUGUGGUCUGAGAAGCCUCAUUCAGCAACAGACGCUGUCUGAUAUCGAAAGCAAUGCUGGGACGCUAGGAAGCAGAGCCAAGAGAUCAGUUGUCUCCCAGGCCUUUCCUUUUUUCAUCGUCCAGAAGGAGCAAGGGAGGCAGGCUUGCAUUCUAAACAGAAUGCGGUUUAGCAAAGGCUGCAGGUUCUUAAUGAAACUCUCUUGCCUGCAUAGAUCAGGGAAGCUCCUUGCCUGAGAGUGGCAGGUUAUGUUCAAGAUGUGAAUAUCAUAUUCCUUCACCUUCCUGUUCAUCGCUGUGAUUGAGCAGGAGGACUCUUCUUGUUGUGCCCCCAAGCAAGGACCUGAUUUCCUUCUCCUGUGCAUUAUAAGGACACUGUUCUGCCUACAAAAAUAGUAAGCUGUUUGUUAUUUAAAGCAGCUCAUGUUCAAAGUGUGUCUAGAAGUUUGG